AUGCACCUGGUUUGUCUGCUUUACGUUGUUUAUAUACAAAGUUGGUUUGCGUAACGUUAACGCGGACGGGGAAACGAGCACGACAGACACCGGAGUGAGUUCCGACUGGACCGGAGAGCCUGUACCUGUGGGGAACGUCCGCGAUCACACAUCGAUAUCUGGCAUCUACUCUUAAUGUCUAGAUCACUCUUGAUACCUUAACUAACUUCCGCUAGGCAGCUAGCGUUAGCUAACGUUACUUGUUAGCUUGUUAUAUAUCUUCCUAAAUAGCUGAAUAUAUUAUUUAGUGUGUGAUUUGUUUACUAGGUCUAAAGUUGAAACUCUCAAUGAGUUAUUCAUUUGGCAAACCAGCGUUAUUACAAAUAAGCUAAAUAAGCUUUAGUUAGCUACAUUAGCCUUAGCUGACCGUUUGUAGUCCGAGCGGCCUUAUGAUGAUAAUGUCGUGUUUUCACCAUGAAUGAGUCAUUAUUAUGACGAGCUGUGCUCUCCUGGUGACAGGUUAAACGGGUUAACAGAGAAACUGAUCAGAAGUACAACCGGACACGAGGUUUGACAGGUUCAUGAGCUGAAGACAGAACGGCUCCACGGGGCCCUUAAGCCCCCUUUGGUGAGAGGAAACCCCUCAGAUACCCCCGUGUUUACAAUACUGCGUGUUAAAACAUAUUGUUCACCUUUCACAUUGAACAAGGACACGUGACAGGAGGCCACAUGUACGUGUUCAUGAACCCAGUGUUCCCCUGACCAGGGUUGCCAGGUCUGUGACAAAACCAGCCCAAAAACCAGCCCAAUGGCCAAUCAUGACUCCUUCAUGAAGCCCCCUGAGAGAGGAAAGUGACCCACGGGGGGGGGGGGGGGGGGGGGCGUGCUGAUCUGGAGUCAGUUUGUUAGGAUUUGGGUAUAAAUAAAUUAUUUCAUUUAAAAUAUGGAUUUUUAUUUAAAGAUAUUCAUGUAAUUUGCAUGCAAAAUAGGUCUACCCGAACCAGCGGACAAGAAUUCAACCAGCGGCAACACUUCAAAAGUAGCCCAAUUCCGCGGGAAAACCGCAGACCUGGCAACAAUUCCCCUGACGCCCAUAGACACACACACACACACACACACACACACACAUCAGUGUUCAUGUGUUAAUGAACCCAGUGUUCCCCUGACGCCCAUAGACACACACACACACACACACACACACACAUCAGUGUUCAUGUGUUAAUGAACCGUGUUCCCCUGACGCCCAUAGACACACACACACACACACACACACACACACACACACACAUCAGUGUUCAUGUGUUAAUGAACCCAGUGUUCCUCUGACGCCCAUAGACACACACACACACACACACACACACAUCAGUGUUCAUGUGUUCAUGAACCCAGUGUUCCUCUGACGCCCAUAGACACACACACACACAUCAGUGUUCAUGUGUUCAUGAACCGUGUUCCCCAGAUGCCCAUAGACACACACACACACACACACAUCAGUGUUCAUGUGUUAAUGAACCCAGUGUUCCUCUGACGCCCAUAGACACACACACACACACACACACACACACACACAUCAGUGUUCAUGUGUUCAUGAACCGUGUUCCCCAGACGCCCAUAGACACACACACACACACACACACACAUCAGUGUUCAUGUGUUAAUGAACCCAGUGUUCCCCUGACGCCCAUAGAGACACACACACACACACACACACACAUCAGUGUUCAUGUGUUCAUGAACCGUGUUCCCCAGACGCCCGUAGACACACACACACACACCAGUGUUAAUGAACCGUGUUCCCCUGACGCCCAUAGACACACACACACACACACACACAUCAGUGUUCAUGUGUUCAUGAACCGUGUUCCCCUGACGCCCAUAGACACACACACACACACACACACACACAUCAGUGUUCAUGUGUUAAUGAACCGUGUUCCCCAGACGCCCAUAGACACACACACACACACACACACACACACAUCAGUGUUCAUGUGUUCAUGAACCCAGUGUUCCUCUGACGCCCAUAGAGACACACACACACACACACACACACAUCAGUGUUCAUGUGUUCAUGAACCGUGUUCCCCAGACGCCCGUAGACACACACACACACACACACACAUCAGUGUUCUUCAUGUGUUCCCUCGGGGUGACCGCAGUGGACGGGCAGCAGCACUCAAACCUCAGAGAGGCUCAUCGGUCAACAGGUGGAUCACCUGGAGGGACGUUCACAUGUCCGACAACAUCCGCUUGCAAACACAACUCUUGAAGUAUAAUCUCACUUAUCCAGUCGUACGCUCACUUUUCAUAACUCAAAUCAAAUAUUUAUAUUUUUCAAUAUAUUUACCGGAAGGAAACCAACGUAACAUAAUCACAACUCAUCGAGCAUUUCACAUGUUCAGGUCGUAAGGCUCACAAAUAUUAACCCAACUCCGUCGUUACAAUUCAGUUUUUUAAAUUUAAAUUUGAGAACAAAUCAGAACAACAUCAUAUGUCACAGUGAAAGUUGAUUAUUUCAUGCAUCUCUCUUCUGGAAAGCACUAUUUUUGGUAUUAUGACCACCAACAUUUUUCACAUUCAAAUUAUUCCAGUGCAACUUUGUUGAAUAUAAAUUAAUGAGUCACGGUGACAGUCAACUACUCUUUCAAAUAUAAGACGCGUGAACACGAUAUAACUUCAUACACCGUUUGUCCUUUCCCCGCCUCACACACGUGUCUGUGGACUGUUGAUGCCCUCAAGCGUCGUUUACUCCGAUGCUGUCGGCUCUGUUUCGGUUGCUUUGCAUCGUAGAGACGCGUCAGGAUGUUCUUAUUGAAGGUGCCUCAUGUGUGCAAGAGUUUCUUUGGAGAGUCCAUAGAUUAAGACAGCGGCAGGAGACAAUCUGGGGUUCUGUGUCUUGCUCAAAGACACAUCGGCAGAGACUAGCAGAGCUGGGGAUCGAACCGCCGCCCCUCUUCCUCUGACUGACGGCGACGCUGAUCAUCUCGAUGUCGUAGGAGCGCAGCGUUGCGUCACAUUUCUUAGAUCAUGGAAAGUUUUCCUUUUUGGUUUGGAGUCCGAAUGGUUGCAGACAUGAACACAUUCAUAACGUACCACAGUCGGCACAAUAAACCCAACCUGUGUUUUCCAAGGAGUCUAAAAGCUGUGAAAACAAUUCAUCCGACCAGCUGCAGUGAUGUGAACAUGCAGCUCACUCUGACCCUCGAUAUGAACGUCUCCGAGAUCGGGGUCACACGGGGUUACACUCUCAGGAAUUCAUAAACACAGCAACGUUUUCAUCUUUAAUAUUUGAUGUAUAUGAUUUAUUUGACCCCAGUUGUCUCGUGCUGGUUUGGGACGACCAUGCGCCGGGCCUAGACGGAUCCUUACCCGGCCUACGCAUCAGGUAACUAUGGAUUUAUAAAGCAUUUAAAAAGUCAAAUGUGUUUGUCUGAGAGUUCACUCUAAGGACUAAUUUCUUCUUCUUUUAAAAUGUUAUUUAUUUCUAGACAUUUAUGGAGACACCCGGUGAAUAAGAGUCUUUUGUAACGGAGUUUAUAACGGUGGCGUAACUUCUCUAAUCGAAGGCGGACUCAGGUGACCCGUGUGCUUCUUGAUACCUGGCGGUGAUUGUAAACCUUUGUGCUCAUGAGCAGACGCCGUGGGGGUCAAAGUGUCCCUGACCUUGUGACCCUGAGAUGACCUCUCAGCAGCCUCAGCUCCCCAAUGUUCUGCCCCCCCAGCUGGCCUCCUCCGCCCAGCAGGCCCGGCCUCACAUCCAGGCCAACCAGCUGGACUCCGGCCACAGCGGCCUGGACCACCGGGCGCCGACGGCUCGGCCCGGCUGCUCGGGCGCGGCGGCGGCCGGCGGAGAAGUGGCGAGCAGGACGGUCCCCGCCUCCUGCCCCAACCCCCGCCUGUCCAAAAGAGACGGCGGCUUCGAGCCGUGGCCCGAGGAGGCGGUGGACAACUCCCACGGGCUGUACUCGCUGCACCGCAUGUUCGACAUCGUCGGCGCCCAGCUGACCCACCGCGACGUCCGGGUUCUGUCCUUCCUGUUCGUCGACGUCAUCGACGAGUACGAGCGCGGCGGCAUCCGGAGCGGCCGCGACUUCCUGCUCGCCCUGGAGCGCCAAGGCCGCUGCGACGAGACCAACUUCAGACACGUCCUGCAGCUACUGAGGAUCAUCACGCGCCACGACCUGCUGCCCUACGUCACGCUCAGGAAGCGGCAGGCCGUCUGUCCCGACCCGGUGGACAAGUACCUGGAGGACACGUCGGUGCGCUACAUCUCCCCGAGAGGAGCGGCGCAGAGCAAAGACACGCCUCACAGGAGGACAGGGCCUCAGCCGGUCCUGUGCUGCUCCCCAUCAGGACCCCAUGUCGGACCCCCCCGGACAAAACCAGCCCCCCUGGUUCAGAGCCGUAAACGGAGGAGUCACAACUCGGCCGACUGCCGGGAGAAGCAGACGUGUGACAUCCGCCUCCGGGUCCGGGCCGAGUACUGCCAGCACGAGUCUGCGUUGCUAGGCAACGUGUUCUCCAACAAGCAGGAGGCGGUGGAGCGGCAGUUUGAGCGCUUCAACCAGGCCAACACCAUCCUGAAGUCGCGGGACCUGGGCUCCAUCAUCUGCGACAUCAAGUUCUCCGAGCUCACCUACCUGGACGCCUUCUGGAGGGACUACAUCAACGGCUCGCUGCUGGAGGCCCUGAAGGGCGUGUUCAUCACGGACUCCCUGAAGCAGGCCGUGGGCCACGAGGCCAUCAAGCUGCUGGUCAACGUGGACGAGGAGGACUACCAGGCGGGCCGCCGCAAGCUGCUGCGCAACCUGGUGGCCCCGCCCCCGGGGGCCGCCAAGGACCGCCUCUCCUAGACCGAGAGGAACUAGAGGACUUGUACCUGGACGGCUGAGGUCAAAGGUCACGGACCUGGCAGGAGGCGUCGCCCCGUGUUGUCUCUGGUGUAGUUGUGACCUCCUGGAGGAGUCUCACCGGACGCUUCAGGUGCACGACGGUGAGGAAGGACCUGAGGCCUUUACACACCCGGAUCAACAACAACAACAACAACAGAAUCCUUUACUCACAGCCAGCGGAAUCGCCUGUGUCAUAAAUAAAGUACGUUGCUUUCUUGAUGCUUACUAUUUGUUUUCGGUUAUGAAAAACUACAUUUCACACGUCAACAACAACAACCCUGUGGUGAGUGAGGCCUUCAGGCUGCAGUGUCUGUUGUGUGUCUGUUGUUCUCAAUGAGUCCACACUCGUCUGUAGAGAUGAACGUCUUUAUUAUUUUAUUAUUAUUGGCUCACUGUGACGUCGUUGUGUUGGUACCAGCAGCUGGUCACAUGACCUCAUGGUCACAUGACCUCAUGUCACUGUUGUGUUUUAAUGUGUUCAGUGAAACAUUUAAAAUUGGUUUGGAUUUAUAAACGAUGAGUUUAAUUGUUUUGUUGUCCUCCUCUCCUCCCUCUUGUCUCCUCUAUCUCGUCUCCUCUAUCUCAUCUCGUCUUGUCUCCUUUCUCUCGUCUCCUCUAUCUCAUCUCCUCUCUCGUCUCCUCUCUCUCAGCAGUGUCUGUAAAAGCAUAAUAAUCAUGUUAAUGUCUCCACAGACCAGAUCGGGUUUGUUUUAUUCUCCUCCGGUUCUGUAACAGAACAAAGUCUCGCUGUGCGUCCGUACAGACGGACGUCUCCCGUCACCACGCCGACAGGGGAGUGUUACAUACCCACCGUCCACCUGAGGAGGGACUGACACGUUACUAAUAACACACAAAGAAAUACACAAAGUGACCACUUUAUUAGGCACACCUUCCUGGUGUAAGCGUGUUGUUGGCGUGUUGUCACAGCUGCACACGUUGACAUAAAACUACAUGAAUGAGUCUUUAUGGUUCUGUAAUCAUAAUCUGAGCUGGACGUUGUUGAGCUUUCAUCACUUCAAAAAGGUCCCGCCAGGUCUGCAGUUAUCACGUUAUUAAUGUCUUAUAUCAUUUGUAUUCAAAGCAUUUGUCAAAAUGUUUUAAUUGGAUUGAGAAUCACUUGUUAUGAUUCAUAUUCAGUGGAUUAUGAAACCGAAGCUGCGUCGCCGUGAGCCUCCAGCUGGUUUCAUGAGGGACUGACAGCCUCACGGAGCUGCAGGACCCUGUGCGUCACGUGAUGUGUGGCAGUCCAAUGUGUGCGCACUACCCGGGUCGACAGCUAGGGGGCGCCGUCGUCCAUGUUCAAAAUCUCCAGAUUGUGUUGAACAGAUGUUUUUAUGAGACACUUUAAAUACUAUUAAAGUACCAGACUGUU
Messenger RNA from Pseudoliparis swirei, 6243 nucleotides. It is a transcript of the gene dedd, whose product is annotated as death effector domain containing. The record is from RefSeq and is a predicted model, not a curated record. NCBI's taxonomy places the organism in Eukaryota, Metazoa, Chordata, Actinopteri, Perciformes, Liparidae. The transcript has 4 exons. Gene Ontology annotation, biological process: regulation of apoptotic process; extrinsic apoptotic signaling pathway via death domain receptors; apoptotic process. The coding region runs from base 3657 to 4832 and encodes 391 amino acids. Gene Ontology annotation, cellular component: nucleolus. Gene Ontology annotation, molecular function: DNA binding; protein binding.